Aspergillus nomiae NRRL 13137 is the source of this 1056-nucleotide messenger RNA. RefSeq names its product proteasome regulatory particle lid subunit rpnL (gene rpnL). Gene Ontology annotation, cellular component: nucleus; proteasome regulatory particle, lid subcomplex; proteasome regulatory particle. The record is from RefSeq and is a predicted model, not a curated record. The transcript has 2 exons. The annotation marks the transcript as partial. Gene Ontology annotation, biological process: proteasome-mediated ubiquitin-dependent protein catabolic process. NCBI's taxonomy places the organism in Eukaryota, Fungi, Ascomycota, Eurotiomycetes, Eurotiales, Aspergillaceae.
CAACCAUCCUCGUCCAUCUAUCACGAAACCACUCCUGAUCUUUCCCCGUACGCUUCAACCUCUUCCGAACUUCCUCACUUUAUUUCCGUUCGCUUCCCGAGUCGUCUUCACCCCCUUCAGUCCACAUCCCAACUCAUACCCAUUAUGGCAAACGGUGCCGACCUCCGGACCCAGGUCUCUGAGCUUCACAACGCUCUCAAUCGGAAACAGUUUGAUGCGGCCAACGACCUUCUCAGUCGCGCCAAGCGGACCCUCCUUCUGCAGAAUGCCCUCAUCCCCACAUCGUCGACAUCACCAGAGCUGAUUGCCCUUGCCCGGGAGGUGCUGGAGCUCGGCGCUCUGUCCUCCAUCCGCCAAACCGACGCACCCUCUUUCACACGUUACUACCAGCAGCUGCAGCCUUUCUACGACCUGGAGAGAGACAGCGCCAAUGCUGGAAAGGUGGACUUCAAGACCAGCCAACGCAGCAAGAUCACGGGGCUAUACCUUCUGCUGUUGCUGAGCAUGGGCGACAGCACGAGUUUCCACACAGUCUUGGAGGGUCUGGUUGAGGAGGCGAGUCUGAAGGGCAAGAGCAUUGAGGACGACCCAUGCAUUAAGUACCCGGUGGAGCUGGAGAGAAACUUGAUGGAGGGCAGCUACGAUAAGGUGUGGAGAGAGACCAAGUCCGAGAGAGUUCCUUCAGAGGAUUUCGGCUUGUUCUCGAAUGUUCUGGUUGGAACCAUCCGCAGCGAAAUCGCCGACUGCUCCGAGAAGGCGUACCCCUCGCUCCCCAUCUCCAACGCCAAGAACCUUCUCUUCCUCGAGUCGGAGGGCGCGGUCAUUGAGUUCGCCCAGCAGCGCGGAUGGGUGCUUCGUGACGGACGGAUUUACUUCCCUGUUGAGCCGGAGGCCGCGACGCGGUCCGAAAAGGACAUCCUGGUGGCCAGCACCGCAAUCAUUGAAAACGCGAUCGGCUACGCUCGCGAACUCGAGACGAUUGUUUAAUGUAAUAGAUUUAGUCACGGAUUUUUUUUUUUGCCUGGGGGUUUAUCUCUUGUAUACCGUCGCCUUGCA